Alnus glutinosa is the source of this 2642-nucleotide messenger RNA. RefSeq names its product protein transport protein SEC23 D. The transcript is spliced from 14 exons. Lineage: Eukaryota; Viridiplantae; Streptophyta; Magnoliopsida; Fagales; Betulaceae. Gene Ontology annotation, molecular function: SNARE binding; zinc ion binding. Gene Ontology annotation, cellular component: endoplasmic reticulum exit site; COPII vesicle coat. The record is from RefSeq and is a predicted model, not a curated record. Bases 164 to 2398 code for a protein of 744 amino acids. Gene Ontology annotation, biological process: endoplasmic reticulum to Golgi vesicle-mediated transport; COPII-coated vesicle cargo loading; intracellular protein transport.
CACUGCUAACGUACGCUGCACUGCGCGCUCCAUCUAACCUACACCCUCCGUCCCCAUGUUCCUCUCUAGUCCCUCGCCGUUUGUUUCCCGAGAAACCAAAAGAAAACAAAACAAAAGGAAAGGAAAAGACAGACCGUGAGAAAGACCUCUGUGCUUCUCAGCUAUGGCGAUCAGAGCCACGGUCUCUCGGUUUCCGAUUGACCCGGGCGCGCAGGAGGGGUCGGGGCUGCCAUGGGGCUUGACGGUGACGCCCUUCGCGGCUAAGGACGAGAACGGUCAGUCUCCGGAGUAUGGAUCGGACGGGCAUCUAUUGCCGAGGUGCGAGAAUUGCUGGGCCUACUUCAACACCUACUGCGAGCUGGAGCAGUGGUCCUGGAGUUGCUCGCUUUGUGGAACCCUCAAUGGCCUCUCCUCCAAGGCCAUCGCUCGCUACUCUCGCCCCCAGUCUUGCCCCGAGAUGAUAUCCUCAUUUAUAGAUCUCGAGCUGCCCGCGGAAGGACCGGAGGAAGAAGCGAUGCAAGCACAUCCCGUGUAUGUUGCAGCUGUAGAUUUGUCAUCCUCGGAAGAAUUUUUGGAACUUACUAAAAGUGCGCUGCUGGCCGCUUUAGAAGCUCUUGGACCUGGUUCAUUGUUUGGACUUGCUACCUUCAGCCACAAACUAGGGUUGUAUGAUGUUCAAGGGCCUAUACCUGUGGUAAAGAAUGUUAUAAUUCCACCUGAUACGGAGGGAACCCUGCCAAUCGAGCUCGAGGAUGUCAUGCCUUUGCUACAAUUCUUGGCUCCGGUUGAAACUUGUAAAGACCGUAUUGCGUCUGCACUUGAAACGCUUAGACCUACAACUUCAUGGGAGAGAACCACAGCAGCAGGUCAAGGGAUGGAUGGUGUUCUGAUGGGUGGGCGAGGUUUUGGGGUGGCAAUGGAAGCCCUUUUCAAUUACCUUGGAUCAGAAUAUGGAAGCACAUUUGCAUUAGCUAGAAUCUUUGCCUUUCUGUCUGGGCCUCCGGAUUAUGGAGCUGGGCAGCUGGAUACGAGGCGGUAUGGCGAGCAAUAUGCUAGUAAAGGAGAGGAUGCAGACCGUGCUCUACUUCCUGAGCAGACACCUUUCUACAAAGAUCUGGCUGCUGUCGCUGUUCAAGCAGGUGUUUGUGUGGACAUAUUUGCUGUCACAAACGAGUAUACAGAUUUGGCAUCCCUGAAGUUUCUUAGUAUUGAAAGUGGUGGCUCAUUACUUUUGUAUUCAAAUGCUGAUGAUUCCACUCUUCCUCAAGACAUGUACCGAAUGCUAAGUCGACCAUAUGCAUUUGGUUGUAUACUGCGAUUGAGGACAUCUACUGAAUUCAAACCUGGAAACUCUUAUGGCCAUUUCUUCCCAGAUCCACAGUAUGAAAAUGUUCAGCACAUUAUUUGUUGUGAUUCUUAUGCCACAUAUGCUUAUGACUUUGAGUUUGCCAAUAAUGUUGGAUUUUCAAGACAUGCCUCAGAAGUUCCUACACUACAGAUUGCAUUUCAAUACACAGUUGUUGUGCCCCCUGAGGAACUUUCACAUUCGGGAUUGGAUUCUGAAACUAGACCGAAGCAUUCCCUCAAACGACGACUAAGGAUUCGAACUUUGCAAUAUGGAACAGCUCAGAAUAUUAAUGAGCUUUAUGACACUGUUGACCCCGAAGUAGUUCUAUCAUUACUUGUUCACAAGGUUAUAUUGGCCUCUUUAGAGCAAGGGGUUAGGGAGGGCAGGAUGUUGCUACACGAUUGGCUAGUGAUCCUCACAGCUCAGUAUAAUGAUGCUUAUAAACUUGUUCAGUACAAGAAUGGAAGUUCAAUAACUACACAGAUUGAUGUUGCAUUCUCACAAUGCCCACAACUGCAGCCCUUACCCCGCUUGGUUUUUGCUUUGCUUCGAAAUCCUCUUCUCCGUUUCCAUGAAGAAGGUGUUCACCCAGACUACCGGAUCUACUUGCAAUGCCUUUUCAGCGCAUUGGAACCAAGUUCCCUUCACCGUGCUGUGUAUCCGGUGCUGGUGUCAUAUUCUACUCCAGAUAAACAAGCAUAUCCACGCCACUCAUUGAAUCGUGCUGCACUGUUUACCAGCGGUAGUCCAAUAUUUUUCCUUGACGCAUUUACAACACUCAUUGUGUUUUAUUCUUCAACAGCAGACCCUGCAAUUCCUUUUCCUCCUCCUCAUGACUGUCUGUUGCGGAAUAGUAUUAACAAAUUAAAGCAAGAAAGAUGCAUCACUCCCAAACUCAUAUUUAUCAGGGGAGGGCAGGAUGAUGCCACAGUUUUUGAGAACUAUCUUAUUGAGGAACAAGACGUCGAUGGAAGCGGCCUCACAAGCGUCAUGGGUUUCAUUUCCUUCCUAGAAGAUAUUACACAAAGCGUGUUGGAAUACCUGAAGUAGAAGACAAGUACCAGAAACCCAAUCACAAAUUACAAUUACAGGGAAACAAAAGAAAGAAAAAAAGGUACAACUUAUAUAUUCGUCAGGAGUAUAGUUGUCCAUGUUUUUGUUCAAAACAGGAAUAUAGUUGGAUCAAACUGAGCUAGGACGAGUUGCUUUUCUUUCUUUUCUUUUUUGAAUAAAGUUGCUUUUCUUUCAGCUGUUUUUUCGCAAUGCUUGGAAAUGAAAUCAGUCAUUUCAUUGA